GUUAAACCCACAGUACAGCACUAGUAUAUAAUAUGGCUCUCUCCUCAAAAAUUCUCUCACAUUUAAGUUCCUCUGUCCCAAGUUUCUAUUUUGCAUACCUAUCUAGAGGGUACCAACAUAUCUUGAAUCAACGUUGCCUUUGAAGCAUACCUUAGUACUAAUUUCUCGCGCUAUGACAGGCUCCUUACUCCUGGCACCACGGGAUGCGGUAACUUCAUCGCCUACAUGUACUGGAUUCCCAAAUGUGCAUGGUACACCUCAGGAGGCCCUCUCUCUAGGAUCUCUUGACUCUGAAGCCCUGAUCUUCCAGGAUGGAUGUGACUACUUCCAGUACGAAGAUUUCGUAACUCUUCCCACAAUCGAUGAAUUGCAACUCGACGAUUUUGACAUCAAUUAUAACCUCCUGGAGCACCAUGACGCCGCCGUUAUGAUUGAAAACGACCUCAUUUCCUGGAUGCUGCACGGUCCCAUAAAGAGCGAAGCUUUGGCACAGUUAUCUAGUCCUUUCUGCUCCUCUUUAUUUUCCAGUACAAUACCAGCGACUCCAAGUGAUAAAACCACCAAUUAUAUCCACGAGUUCACACCGGUUAUACGAAACCGCCUAACCAACCAAGUACCCCCAAACGACACCUCCCCGUUGGAUACCAUCACUCUUAAUCGGUCUGUCGGCCUGUCUAACACCCACAGACCAAGCAAAAGUGUAUCACCGGUCCUAAAGUUGAGACAAAAGUUUGUGCGUUCCAAAUCCCUCAGCGUAAACGGAGUUAAUCCGUUCUACAAUAUGCCACCUCGGGUGAACAAGGGCAGUACACAUUCACGUACCAAGGCACCCUACAACGUGGCAUCUCCCUUCCUUUCACUUGACCAAUACUUGGAAGAUCUCUUUGCAACCGAUGGGCCAGCACCAUGUCUGCAAAAGUGUAGGAAUACAUUAGAGUGAAGACUGGAGUCAAAGAAGUCGUGCAUGAUGACAAUAAAUCCUCAAUGAGGCCUUUGGAGAUUUUUGCAUUAUAAAGAUAAACCAUUACUAGAGAAGCCUAGAAAAAAGCAAGCAAACCUAUAACUGGAAAGACUUGUCGAGAUGGAAUGUACAGGUAUAGCACAACGAAAAGAUAAUUAUCACUAAACUCGGUGGUAACAACUACCAAGAAGCUCAAAGCGAUUUCGAGGUUGGGGUGAAGAUACGGCUAUACUGUUCUAGAUAAUUAUCUCUAUCAGUCAACAUAAGCUUACUUGGUACUUCAGAGCCAGCUUCGGAAAUAAAUCACCAAGGGGAAAGCUGUCAAUUUAUACCUUAAAUAUGCCCCCUGGAGAUAUCACUAUAAUUUGGCAACACAUAUAUCAAUAGUAUGAGUAUGUUAGAUAUUUUUUCCG
This is a messenger RNA of Babjeviella inositovora NRRL Y-12698, 1374 nucleotides long. RefSeq lists its product as uncharacterized. Lineage: Eukaryota; Fungi; Ascomycota; Pichiomycetes; Serinales. The transcript has a single exon. The record is from RefSeq and is a predicted model, not a curated record. The coding region runs from base 173 to 940 and encodes 255 amino acids.